Messenger RNA from Diospyros lotus (date-plum), 1744 nucleotides. RefSeq lists its product as uncharacterized. The transcript has 14 exons. Gene Ontology annotation, cellular component: membrane; cytoplasm. The coding region runs from base 213 to 1640 and encodes 475 amino acids. Lineage: Eukaryota; Viridiplantae; Streptophyta; Magnoliopsida; Ericales; Ebenaceae. The record is from RefSeq and is a predicted model, not a curated record.
CUUGAACCCCCCGAAACGGGCACUUUUCCCCUCUUCCCCCCCCAGGUAGUGUAACAUCGACUCGACGUCUCGCUCUCCCCUCCCCUUCACGAGAUCCAGCGAGAGAUCUCAGCAUUUGAUGACGCAUCUCUCAUCAAAUCUCCCUCUCGAAACCCGUUUCAUCUCAGUUGUAAUCACAAGGAAAGGCGUCUUGCAUUUUGCAACAUUCUUCUAUGUUCGGGGGAGGUCUUGUGACUGUCCCCGUUAAUAGUCCGCAUCUCCGAAAGUCUGGAAGCAGACCCGUUGUCUCUGAUCUUGGUCCUGGUGAGCUGGGAAAUAACGCUGAAGAAGGAUUGUCUCAUUCGGCAGAGGUGAAUGAAAUGAAGGGUGUGGCCACUCCAUUGAGCAGCGCGGCAAUAAUGCCAUCUCCUGUUUUGCUUUGGCGAUUCAAGGUACUAUUAUUUUUCAUCUGGGGCUUCAGUUGUUGCAAGAUAGGAUGGGAUUCCGUAAUGAGAAUGAGUGCAGACCUCCGGGAUCUCUUUCUCUAUGAAGUUUUUCUGUAUUACAAUCCACUUCUUCUUGUGACUAUGAUGGUUUGGCUUUGGGGAAUAAAUUUAUGGGUCUUUGCCCUGACCAAUGUCAAUUAUACUAAAAUUUUUGACCUUGAUCAGUACCAUCUCACUCACAGAGAAAUUUGGAAGUGUGCCACUUGGAUGACAAUCAUUGUCCCAACUAGCAUGACAGCAUAUCUGUACCUUUACUCUCAUGGAGAAGUUUCAUUGGCUGCCUCACAACCAGUGCUCCUGUAUGCUGCUGCUGCAAUGCUGCUUAUAUCUCCAUUCGAUAUUUUCUAUUUGUCAUCACGCUAUUUCUUGUUAAGGACUCUUUGGCGGAUAGUGUUUCCAUUACAGGCAAUAUCAUUUGCUGAUUUUUUCUUGGCUGAUAUUUUAACCUCUAUGGCAAAGGUAUUUUCAGAUUUAGAACGAUCAGUCUGUAGAAUGGUCAAUCGACAGGUUGCAACAAUUGCUUGGUUUGAGGCUGAUUCUGUCUGUGGCAGCCACUCGGUUGCAAUACCUAUAAUUCUUGUUUUGCCUUAUGUCUUCCGUCUUUUCCAAUGUCUUCGACAGUACAAGGAUACUGGGGAAAAAACUACCCUUUUCAAUGCUUUAAAAUAUUCGACUGCAGUGCCAGUGAUUUUUCUUUCAGCCCUUAAAUAUCAUGUCUUCCCUGAUAAGUGGACAAACAUUUAUCGGCCUUUGUGGCUUCUUUCGAGUGUUUUGAACUCGCUGUACUCUUUCUACUGGGAUGUGACACGAGAUUGGGACUUGAGCGGCUUCACAAGGAUUUUCAAGUUCAGCAAACCGAAUAUGUGCUCAAACUUGUUCUAUGGAAGAAGAUGGGUGUAUUUAUGGGUAAUAGGAAGCAAUUUGGUGCUGCGGUGCACCUGGACAUACAAGCUGUCGGCGCAUCUCCGGCACAAUUACCUUACGGUCUUCACAAUCACAGCCCUGGAGAUGCUGCGACGCUUCCAGUGGGUUUUCUUUCGCGUAGAGAAGGAGUGGAAUAAGAUGAACUCCAAAACAAACGCCGCCCUGCCCAUGAGCGAUUUUUCCAAGGAGGAGCAACAGAAGCUCAUCGACUCCACUGCCCACAAUGUAUAGUAGAUAGACAGACAGACAGUAAGUCAGCCAGACAGACCCCCAUUUUUGUUUGUUCCUUUUGAUCACAUUAUUCAUUCAUAUUUUAUAUCAGUUACUUUUUGCCA